CAGCGCGCAGGGGCGCGUGGAAGCUUAAUGCCUCAGGGACUGGGGAACCUCCGGGAUCACGGAAUACCGGUGUUUCCCUCGGUCUCCGCCUCGGGAACUUGGGCGCCCUUCCCCCAUUAUCCCCAUUCCCACCCCCACCCCCGCAACCAUCUCCCGCCCCUCCCCACCUCCACCCCCCCGCCCUCCGUCGCGUGACCAGCGAGGAGCAGCGCCGACGCAGAACCCCCUCGGCGCCCCCCGGGCCCCAGACCGGGCCGGGCGUGGAAGUGGUAACUAUGGAGAACAUGGCGGAGGAGGCGGCGCAGCUGCCGCCUCCAGAAGCGAAGCUCGAGCUCAAGCUGGAGCCCGAGCCGGAGGAGGCGGCCCCAGGGGCUGCUGCGGAGAGCAAUGGACUAAUUAAUCCUGCGAAACUAAGCAGCAGCAGUCAUGAUGAAGAUGUAUCUGAAAUGGAAUUGAAGACUGAUGAGAAAGAAGCGGAACAGGAAGUCCUGAAAGAGCCUUACAGCAUCCUGGCUUCAUCUGAUUUAUCAAGAGAAAAACACAUCUCAAUUCAAAGACAGCUGAUUGAUCUAGAGAAAUUAGCUUACCUGAGUGAAGGUGAAUCUGCCUCUGCCGUGUCCUCAUCAAACACAGACCAGCUUGAUGCAGCUGGUAAAAAACUUUGUCCAUUAUGCCCUGAGGAAAAAUUCAGAGCUUGUUAUAGCCAUAAACUUCAUCGUCACCUGCAGAAUUUACACUGGAAAGUUUCUGUAGAAUUUGAAGGUUACAGGAUGUGCAUCUGUCACUUACCUUGUCGACCAGUGAAACCGAACCUCAUUGGAGACCAGACAUCUAGUAAGAUGGGGGCCCAUUAUCACUGUAUCAUUUGUUCAGCAACCAUCACACGAAGAACUGAUAUGAUAGGACAUAUUAAACGCCAUGUGAAUAAAGGAGAAACUGAAUCCAGAUAUAUUGCAGCCUCUGCUGCUAAACCACCCCGUGAAGUGUUGAAAGAAGCAGACACUGACAUACAAGUUCUUCCUAACUAUUCUACACCUCAGAAAACAGAUUCUUAUUUUAAUCCAAAAAUGAAAUUAAACAGGCAACUGAUAUUCUCCACGCUGGCCGUGUUGGCUGAGGAACGAAAGCCUUUGGAAUGUUUGGAUGCUUUUGGGGCCACUGGCAUAAUGGGAUUACAGUGGGCAAAACACCUUGGGAAUGCAGUCAAGGUUACUAUUAAUGAUUUUAAUGAAAACUCUGUGACGAUGAUUCAGGAAAAUUGCCAUUUAAACAAAAUGAAAGUGGUGUUGGACAGUAAAGAAGAGGAUGAGUGUGAUGAAGCUCUUGAAGAAGGAGAGGAAAACGUUGGUGCUAUUGAAGUGACCAGAAUGGAUGCCAACGUACUAAUGCACUUGAGAUCAUUUGACUUUAUACACUUGGACCCAUUUGGAACAUCAGUGAACUAUCUAGAUUCUGCCUUCAGAAAUGUAAGGAAUCUUGGGAUAGUGUCAGUAACUUCAACAGACAUCAGUUCUUUAUAUGCAAAGGCUUUACAUGUGGCCCGGCGACACUAUGGCUGUAACAUUGUGCGAACUGAAUACUACAAGGAACUGGCAGCCAGAAUUGUUGUGGCUGCCGUGGCAAGAGCCGCAACUCGUUGUAAUAAAGGUAUAGAAGUAUUGUUUGCAGUAGCCCUGGAACAUUUUGUCCUUGUGGUUGUGAGAGUUUUGAGGGGUCCUACCCCAGCUGAUGAAACAGCAAAGAAAAUUAGAUACCUGAUUCACUGUCAGUGGUGUGAAGAGAGGAUUUUUCAGAAGGAUGGUAAUAUGGUAGAAGAAAACCCAUAUAGACAGCUGCCAUGUGACUGCCAUGGAAGCAUGCCUGGAAAGACAGCAAUAGAACUUGGUCCUUUAUGGUCAGGUUCCCUCUUUAAUACUGGAUUCCUCCGAAGAAUGCUGUUUGAAGCGGUUCAGCAUGGUUUAGACGACAUUCAGCCCCUAAUAAAGACUUUAAUCUGUGAGGCAGAGUGCACCACUCUAAAACAGUUUUCAAUUCAUGCACCUACAAGUCUCAAUAAGCAAGAGGAAUGUGGUGUAGUUAUUAAAACUCCAGAUACUGGAACAGAUUAUUAUGUUGUACAUGGGAAGAGGAAAAGUAAUGAAAUAUGCAGAAAUGCUACCAAGAAACAGAAGGCCGACAUCAACGCCGAACACCCUUCCUUCUACUACAACAUCCAUAGACACAGUAUCAAGGGGAUGAACAUGCCGAAGUUAAACAAGUUUCUGCAGUAUCUUUCCCAAGCCGGCUUCCGGGUGAGCCGCACCCAUUUCGAUCCCAUGGGAGUCCGUACAGAUGCGCCACUGAGCCAAUUCAAAGCUAUCCUUAUGAAGUACAGUGCACCCACCUAUGCUGGAGGACAGUCAGAGGGUCACAUACAGUCAGCAACUGAUGGUACGAGAACAGACUCCAUUCCUAUGUCAGUGGAUGGCGGAGCUGAUGAGGCCACGGGGAACGAUAAAUCCAGUGAUGAGAGCUUGUUCCCAGAUGUCCUGACAGAUGACUGGAGCACUCCUGUUCUGUGAUGUAACAAAUAUAAAACAGUCAUAUUUUUAUAUAGAAACCUCAGCAGUUUCUAAUUGGUUUCUGAGUGGGUUUGGAGAGCUAUGCUUUGAAACUUUCUUAUUCUAAAGGAGACAGUUUCAGAAGUUUACAGAUGUUUCAUGUGAUACAAAUUUUGUGGUUGAUGUCACCCCUCUGGUUAAAUAACUUGGAAGAGUUUCA
Molecule: messenger RNA, 2760 nt
Organism: Trichosurus vulpecula (common brushtail)
Lineage: Eukaryota; Metazoa; Chordata; Mammalia; Diprotodontia; Phalangeridae
Gene: TRMT1L
Product: tRNA methyltransferase 1 like
Exons: 16
Coding region: 276-2561 (761 amino acids)
Biological process (GO): tRNA N2-guanine methylation
Cellular component (GO): nucleus
Molecular function (GO): RNA binding
Source: RefSeq, a predicted model, not a curated record